This is a messenger RNA of Torulaspora globosa, 1239 nucleotides long. It is a transcript of the gene SLC1, whose product is annotated as 1-acylglycerol-3-phosphate O-acyltransferase SLC1. Gene Ontology annotation, molecular function: 1-acylglycerol-3-phosphate O-acyltransferase activity. The transcript has a single exon. Gene Ontology annotation, biological process: phosphatidic acid biosynthetic process. Bases 1 to 1239 code for a protein of 412 amino acids. The record is from RefSeq and is a predicted model, not a curated record. NCBI's taxonomy places the organism in Eukaryota, Fungi, Ascomycota, Saccharomycetes, Saccharomycetales, Saccharomycetaceae. Gene Ontology annotation, cellular component: endoplasmic reticulum; membrane.
AUGCAGAAACCGGAGCUUCCCAGGGUCCCGACCCGCUCGUGCCACUGCGCUUGGCAGCUCUACAAACUGCGGCUCCGGCCGGUAGAACUACAGCGAUUCGUUAGUAAGCCUGAGCAGCGCAAUCUCCCAUACUGGCCUCGUCUGCACAUACCUGUGAGAGUGGAUAUAUCCGGCAAUGGGUCAAGACAUCCAUGGUUUGGCCGUCAAAUCUGUUGCUGCUCGUGGCUCGAGCAUCGCACCAUUUUUUGUUGGUUAUGCCCGAAAAUGUUGAACUUGGUAUAUAAGAGAGCACUCUUAGAUCUCGUCAGGCGUCUUGGCAGUAUUCUGUUUGAACCAGAUCUAGCAGAAGAGAUGUGUCUCCUCAAGAGUUUGAUUUACUAUACGCGUACCUUCCUGGCAGCAGCGAUUAUCUGCGGUGGUAGUGUGUUUGGGGUUGUCGCUGGGCUGGUAUGCACGGUGAUUGGCAAGCAGUAUUUGGCACAAUGGGCGACGGCUCGUUGUUUCUACUAUUCGAUGGCUCUGUUCUUUGGGAUCGAUGUGAGAGUCGAGAACGAACACUACCUGAAGGAUCUGCCCUGUGUGAUAAUCUCGAACCAUCAGAAUGCGUUGGAUAUCUUCAUGCUGGGGAGAAUGUUCCCCAGAGGAUGCACUGUGACGGCCAAGAAAUCUCUCAAAUACGUGCCCUUCCUGGGAUGGUUUAUGGCGCUGAGCGGGACUCUCUUCCUGGAGAGAAGCAACAGGGCCAAGAGCGUCGAGACCCUGAACCGCGGGCUGAAGAAUAUCAAGGAGAAGAAGAGAGCGCUGUGGAUUUUCCCCGAGGGCACCAGAUCGUACACUACCAAGUUGGAGAUGCUGCCCUUCAAGAAGGGAGCGUUCCACUUGGCACAGCAGGGCGGGCUGCCCAUCGUGCCCAUUGUUGUGUCGAACACAAGCACUCUGAUGAAUCCGAAGUUGAAGAUCUACAACAGAGGGUACAUUGUUGCGAAGGUGCUGAAGCCUAUCCCCACGGCGGAUUUGAAAAAGGAGGACGUCGGCAAGUUUAGCGAAAAGGUGAGAGAGAUGAUGGUCGCAGAGCUGCAGGACGUCGGCUAUUCGCCCGCUAUCAACGACACGGAUCUGCCAGCCGAGGCCAUCGAGUACGAAAAGAACCGCCAGCAGAUCGAGCACGACGAUGUGAGCGAAGCGCUCUCCAGCGAAAACAGCACCGAGAGGUCGACCGAAUCCAUUAAAGAGUUCUAA